Molecule: messenger RNA, 2517 nt
Organism: Nothobranchius furzeri (turquoise killifish)
Lineage: Eukaryota; Metazoa; Chordata; Actinopteri; Cyprinodontiformes; Nothobranchiidae
Gene: trmt9b
Product: tRNA methyltransferase 9B
Biological process (GO): tRNA wobble uridine modification; tRNA methylation
Cellular component (GO): nucleus; cytoplasm
Molecular function (GO): tRNA (5-carboxymethyluridine(34)-5-O)-methyltransferase activity; tRNA binding; S-adenosylmethionine-dependent methyltransferase activity
Source: RefSeq, a predicted model, not a curated record
GCUCACGCUAACUUGACAGCUGAGGAGCUCAUCCUUGAUUUUGAUAUGAUGCUGUGCUGCAGUUACGCUCCAGGCGGUCACACACUCAAACAGGACGUGUUUCUUCUGAUUCUGGUUCAUCCAUCCGUCCUCCUCAUGUCCGCGAGACUGCUGUCGGUUUCUUCGUGACCCGCGAGCGCCUCUGAUCCUCUGGGCGGGUCGAUCAUGGUGCUCCAUCGCAUAAAGAACGAAGUUUAACUCCGGCGACCUGAGGAGGUACAGGGGCGGAUUUAAAAUAAAUAAAUUAAAACACCACACAAGCGCCAUGAUGCUAUGAGCCUGCAGGAAGGCAGCCUGGACGCACAUGAUGGAGGAGGCUGCCAGUCAACUUGAACGAGACCACGUGCACAGCGUCUACAACAAGAUUGCCCCAUAUUUCAACGACAGCCGCUAUAAAGCCUGGCCCAAAGUGAGACAAUUCCUGCUGGACCUGCCGGUUGGGAGCAUCGUUGCAGACAUCGGCUGUGGCAAUGGCAAGUACCUCCACAUUAACCAGGAAGUGUUCAAGCUGGGGUGUGAUGUUUGUCGCCCCCUGGUGGACUUUACUUGGAGUCAAGGACAUGAGGUCCAGAUGUGUGACGGACUGCGCUUGCCUUACAGAGAUAGCUGCUUUGAUGCUGUUCUCUCUAUUGCAGUCAUUCACCAUUUUUCCACCAAAGAGCGUCGCAUUCGAGCAAUAAAAGAAAUGGCUCGCACCCUACGGGUAGGUGGGCUCAUCAUGAUCUAUGUUUGGGCCAUGGAGCAAAAACGGCGCAAAUUCGAGAAGCAGGACAUCUUUGUUCCCUGGAAUCCAAACCCUCAACCGGCCUCCAGUUUCAGCAGAGAAGGUCUCCGACCCAGGAGGAGGGCCACGGUGCAGAGCGUGGGUGAAGCCAUAGAUAGCAGUGAAAAGCACAGAAAGGUCAGAAGCACAUCAUCCGUGGCAGAUGAAGAAGAUCAGGGCCGUUCAACACCUCAGCAGAGGACUCAGAGGCAGUGGUUCUUCUCCAGGUCUCUGGAUUCCGUGUUUGACUUUGGAAGUUUAGCCAUCUCCUGGCCGUCCUCCAGAGACCUGAGACUAUUGUCCCUGCCCACAAGGGAAAACAAGUGCAGCAAGUCCAACCAGUAUGGCAGGGGUCAAGGCCUCAUCAAGCAGGUCUCAAGCUUCUUCUCCCCUCCAUCUGUGAUUGGAUCAGAGGAGGAUGUCUUUGAUUCGGUCACAGAUUUGCACAAGGACCAGCGUGGCCCUGGAGGCACAGAAAACCAAGACGUCUCAGUGUCUUUAGCCCAGGACUGUGGUUCCUUAGUGCUGCCAGAUCUAAUUUCCUUGCAAGGCGAACAUCUAAAGCAAUCUGGGGAUGAAACUGAUGGGGUUCCUCAGGGAGAGGAGCAGCAGGCUAGCACACAAAGUCCUGAGGGGGGCGAAGGGCAGGAGGGCUCCUGUCUAAGGUACUAUCAUGUCUUCAGAGAGGGAGAGCUAGCAGAGCUGAUAGAGCAGCAUGUGGAGGAGCUCCACAUAAAACACACCUACUUCGAUCAUUCUAACUGGUGUGUGGUGGCGGAGAAAGUUCGGCUCUGGAAAAUAUGAUCUUAUUCAGCCCAGAUUUUAGCCCUGAAUCAAUCAUUCAGCAAAUAAGACAUUUAUUUGUUAUGAAAUGUCCAAUUUAGCACUUUUUAGAUGGAUUCUUGAAACUAUUUGAGCUCAGAGGAUUGCAGUAUGAAGCAAUGGUUGUUCUGUGUUUACAGAACCACUUUUAGAGUAUUUAUUCUAUUUUAAAAUGUGACGACAAAUAAGCAUUACCCCAAGUCCCCGUGUUUGUUUUCUGUUUUAUCAGUAAGUUUAAUUGCUGCUAUUGAUUUUAUCCAUUCACAAAGGUCAUCUACAAAGGGUUAUGUCGACAAAUGUACUGUUUACUUUUCAGGAUUAAAAGGCCAAAGCAAAAUUAGAAAGACUGAGGUACAAGUUUCCUUCCGCUUUUAAAUAUUUUAACGUUUAUUUUUGGUUCAAAUGCUUUUCUGUCCAUCUUUCCUCCAAAAACCGAGGAGCCAAAUGCGCAGCAGGCAUGUUUGCUGGGUGUUUUUAAGAACUUAAUCUUUAAUUUCUCACCUAACAUCAAUAACAGCUCAAAACAUCUUCCCAAGCAUUUGUGCUUUAGCCUCAAAAUGUAUCGGAAGCCACGUCGGCCAUGUUUGAUGUUGAUGUUUGGUGUAGCUGCAUGGUGUCUUGUAAUGAGCUACAUAUACCGGUUAAGUGUGUUUCAGCAAUUAAACUGCCUCAUUUACUGUGAAUAAACAUUGCACUGUAACACUGCUUGAUGUCAGAGAAUGACACUGAAACAAGGCGACACUUGAAACAUUACCUGUGCCCAUUGUGCCAAGAAUAAUAUCUGUUUUCGUAAAGUUUGUGUGGACCAACCAUGUUUUAAAGUGAUUCUGGUACCUUAAUGUCUUGACUUUCAAUUCCUUUUCUCUUAAUAAAUAAACGUUUUGGGUUCGAAA